Camponotus floridanus (Florida carpenter ant) is the source of this 7081-nucleotide messenger RNA. It is a transcript of the gene Sbf, whose product is annotated as myotubularin-related protein 13. The record is from RefSeq and is a predicted model, not a curated record. Lineage: Eukaryota; Metazoa; Arthropoda; Insecta; Hymenoptera; Formicidae. The coding region runs from base 562 to 6705 and encodes 2047 amino acids. The transcript is spliced from 12 exons.
GUGGGAAAAAAAAAAAAACAAUCCGAGUCUCGUCUUCGUUCCACGUAACCGUGGCGGUUUUCGGCCCUUGGUGUUCGACGCGGACGGAUUCAACAAACCCCCAAUGUGGCGUUUGAGUUUGGAAGGUUAUGGACUGAGGUUACUACGGGGUGUGGCAUCGUUAUUUUCGGCGGGUCCGCGAAACUCGGCGAGAGACGGCGACGCGAUGUCGCGUUAGAAGAACGCGAGAGCCCGUGGCCGCGCGAGAGGAUUCACGAGAGAGAUUCGUCGCUCGCACAGUUUUGCCCCCUCCUUCUUUUGUUUUUUUUUUCCUUCCUCUUUAAACCUCUCCGCGAGCCUCCCGAAGGGUUGUUCGCGCGCGCGAGAUCCCGGCGAGGUCCUCGCGACGCGACGCGAGUCGCGAAGGGAGAUGCGCUUGUGACAAUUCCUUGAAGUCAAUUCGCGCGACCGUACCGUUGGACGUGAAGUAGGUAAUAAAAGUUAUUAUUGUGCCGAGCCGCACGCGAGUCGCGAGCCAGGUACGACAGUCCAUGAAAUCACGCGCAACAAACACGACGUGGGAUGUUGAGCGCAACCACCCCCACUCAGCCCCACGAAUACACCGAGAUGUCUCGGUUAGCCGACUACUUUGUAGUGGUCGGCUACGAUCACGAGAAAGAAAGGGGUGGAGUGAGUAGCGGAGUUAUAUUGCAACGAUUCCCAGAGAAAGAUUGGCCAGAUACACCUUUCAUUGAAGGAAUAGAAUGGUUUUGUCAACCGCAAGGAUGGGCUUUGUCAACGGAGAGACAAGAGCCACGCUUCUUUGUGUCGAUACUGACAGACAUCGAUGCGAAUCGACACUAUUGCGCCUGUAUGUGUUUCAAUGAAACGGUCUCCAUCGUGCCAAGUAAACCAGUAGAUGAGGAAGAGGAUCCCGUUGAUGGAGAUAGUCGACCUCUGGUCAGGGCGAUACCCGCCAUUGCCCAUCAUAGCAUUAUGUAUGCACCCAAAUGUCUGGUGCUGGUUUCCAGACUUGAUUAUAUAGAAACAUUUAGAAACUGUCUCGGUAUCAUUUAUACAGUGUAUGUGGAAAAUCUUGGCAUACCAUUAGAGACUUUAGUUGGAAACAUAUUAGGAUGUAUUCAAGUACCUCCUGCUGGUGGGCCACAGGUACGAUUCAGCAUUGGAGCGGGUGAUCGUCAAGCGCUUCAACCACCAAUUAGUCCUUCUCUUCCUAUAACUCAUACUAGUGUAAAUUUAUUAUUUCAGCAAUUAGGUAUUCGUAAUGUGCUAGUAUUAUUUUGCGCAGUCAUGACAGAACACAAGAUACUUUUUCAUUCUGCUAGUUAUUCUCGAUUGACCGAAGGAUGUCGCGCCCUGACAGCGUUGAUGUACCCGUUCAGAUACUCGCACGUUUACAUUCCUCUUUUGCCUGCGGCUUUAGUCGAAAUACUCAGCACUCCAACACCAUUCAUUAUGGGUGUACAUAGCUCGUUAAAAUACGAAGUUGCGGAACUUAUGGAUGUAAUAAUUGCCGAUCUAGAUGGAGGCUCUAUAACGGUUCCCGAUGGUGUUUCGCUUGCUUUAUUACCAGAACCAUUGCUCUCUCAGACGCAGGAUGCGUUAUCUUUAGUGUUGCAGCCGGAAUUAACAUGCGCCGAUUACGCUUUCCCUCCGCUCGCUACUAGGGCGCCGCAUUCGCCCAUGCUUGAUAAAGAACUUAGAGCGGUAUUUAUGAGAACCUUUGCUCAAUUGUUGCAAGGAUACCGGAGCUGUCUAACGUUGAUACGAAUACAUCCGAAACCGGUCAUUACUUUCCACAAAGCGGCAUUUUUGGGAGAGAGAGGUCUUACAGACUGCGAUUUUACCACGAGGGUCUUAGAUUGCAUGUUUUUUACGUCCUUCAUCGCGGAGAGAGGUCCGCCAUGGAGGCCCUGCGACGUGUGGGAUGAACUCUACAGUAAUCUGAACGAUCAGUUAAAACAGGAAACGCAGGAUCACCGAGUCAUUUUGACGCAUAUCCAAGAACUGGCGCAACAGUUGUAUUUGAAUGAGAAUCCGAACCCUCAACCGUAUGUGCAGAAGAUCCUGAAGCCACCCGAAGGUGCGUUUGCGAGGAUUCAUCAACCUCUUUUGCCGCGUAUCAAUCCCGAGCAGGUCCAAGUGAUCAUCGAUGAGGGCCUCGCGAAGAACAAUCUCAAAGUCAGACUGUCUUCCCUACGACCGAUUCAGCCUCGCAUUGUGCCCAUAGGUCCGCAUAUCUCGUUUAUUCACGAUACUAGACAUCUGGUCAGCAACUCUGCUCGUAGACUAGAAGUAUUGCGCAAUUGCAUCAACUGUAUAUUCGAGAACAAGAUAUCAGAUGCUCGCAAGACGUUUCCAGCUGUCUUGCGAGCUUUGAAGAGCAAAGCGGCCCGGUUAGCGCUCUGCAUGGAGCUAUCGCAACACGUGGUCGGAAACAAGGCCAUGUUGGAACAUCAGCAAUUCGAUCUGGUGGUACGUCUGAUGAAUUGUGCGUUACAGGACGACUCGUCGAUGGACGAGCAUGGAGUCGCCGCGGCGCUGUUACCACUCGCCACUGCAUUCUGCAGAAAACUUUGCACCGGUGUGAUCCAAUUUGCGUACACCUGCAUUCAGGAGCACCCGGUAUGGCAAAAUCAACAGUUUUGGGAAGAUGCAUUUUAUUUGGACGUGCAAAAAGAUAUCAAACGCCUAUAUCUGCCGGGCGACAAUUCGCCGCCUAGACUCAUAAAUGAUGGUAUUCUGAGUCCCAUCAGUCCGCGAGACGGCAAGGAAUUUCCGUAUCGCGAUCGGUAUUCCAUUUAUCAAGCGCAGGAACCGUCGGCGCUGGAGAUUGCCGCGGAUCAAAUGCGAAUUUGGCCGUCGAUCGAUCCUGAAAAGCAAAAGGAACUCGUGAACAGCGAGGAGAGUACCAUGUAUAGCCAGGCGAUUCAUUACGCCAACAGAAUGGUCUAUUUGCUGGUGCCGUUAGACAUCGGUUCAAAGACGCAUCGUCAGGAUCACAUCUACGACGAAGAACGCGCGAGUAAUAGCAUCACGAAUAGCGUGGCGAGUGACAGUGGCGACGCCGAGUCUGGAUUCGAAGAGACCGAUCCAAAUGAAACUGGCAGCGCUGUCAUACGAAUGGUUUCGCGAUUCGUCGAUCGCGUCUGCACCGAAGGCGGCGUCAGUGCCGAACACGUGCGAUGCCUGCAUCAAAUGGUGCCAGGGGUUGUUCAUAUGCACAUCGAAACGCUCGAAGCGGUCCAUAGGGAAAGCAAAAGGCUGCCGCCGAUACAGAAACCGAAAAUCUUGACGCCCAACAUGUUGCCCGGUGAGGAAGUGAUAAUGGACGGCUUGCGCGUUUAUUUGUUGCCCGAUGGCAGAGAGGAGAGCUCCGCGGGACUGCCCAAGAUACCGCCUCUCUUGCCGGCCGAGGGUGCCAUCUUCUUAACGAAUUACAGAAUAGUGUUUAAAGGUAUACCGUGCGAUCCAUUCGCCUGCGAACAAUUAGUCGUACGAGCCUUUCCCGUGACGUCUCUUACCAAGGAAAAGCGAGUCGCCGUGCAACAUCUUGCACAUCUGGAUCAAUGUCUUCAGGAAGGUCUACAAUUACGUUCCUGCACGUUCCAAUUGAUAAAACUGGCCUUUGAUGAGGAGGUGACGCCCGAGAAUAUCGAUACUUUGAGGAAACUCGUGCACAAGGCGCGAUAUCCGCCGCACAUUUUUCAUCACUUCGCGUUUAACGGUCAGAUCCUAGUCACGCAGACGGCGCAUCAUAAAAAUAAGGAGAAGAACGCCACGCUGAAGGGUUUCGCGAAAAAGACACUGUUGAAGACCGCGCGCAAAGCUGGUUUCAAACCGAAGCAGUCGUCCAAGCGCCAGAAGUAUGUGCUGCCGAAUAUGAAUCUCAUCAAUAGCAACAAUAAAUACAUGACAUCGCCUGGACGAAUGAGUCUACCGAUGACCGACAACAACGAUCUCAGUCACGACGAUGAUCUCAGCGUCGACGACUUCGAAAUACCUGGCAUGGUGACACAGCCGCCGACCGAUGCCAAGACCCUUGAACGUUUAUCCGAACGUAGCUAUGUCAGGGAUUGGUAUCGGCUAGGUCUCUAUUCGAACGGGCCGCACAAUAAUCGUCGCAAUGAACCUUUUCGACUAACCUCGGUAAACUGCGCUUACAUGAUUUGCCGGAGUUAUCCCGCGCUUCUGAUCGUGCCCACUUCUGUAUCGGACGAGAGCAUUCGACGUUUUUGCAGGCUUCAUCGCCACAGUAGAAUGCCAGUCGUUACCUGGAGACAUCCGCGAACGAAGGCACUGCUGAUCCGGGGCGCGGGUUAUCAUGGGAAAGGCGUGAUGGGCAUGCUGAAAGCCCAUCCGACCUCCAGCAGUAACCUCAAGACUACGUCUUCGGAAACUACCUCUUCUCUGGAGCAAGAAAAAUACAUGAUGGCACUCGUCGCCGUGACGCCGCUCUCCGUAUUGCGACAAGGUUCCGCAUGGGGCAUGUCCGACAGCUCUUUGAGCAUAGACUCGCUAUUGCUGGCGGCGGAAGAUCGUAAUGCCACUCCUGAGCAGUCACGUCGCAAUCCGUUUAACAAACCCCUCAGCACUUUCAGCUCGUCGGGCGGCAAAGGACCCAAGAACUUUGGGCGAUGGGGCUCUUUGAAGGAUAAGAGACAUAACUCGCAAGCUUCCCUGACCUCCGUUCAUCAUCAGCGCGGAACUGUUAGACAUUCCGCGGAUUCCGACAGUGGCACAGAAUGCGUUCACACGUUUCAGCGCGCAGCUCUCUAUAUCCUGGGCGAAAAGGCGCACAUGAAGGGUGUGAAGGCGGAAUCCGCUCCCAAGACAGAUUUCAUUCCAGUGGAAUACUAUGAUGUAAGACAUACCAAAGCAGCGUUUAAGAAAUUAAUGCGAGCAUGCGUGCCGAGCUCGCCAAACGUGGAGCCCGAUCAGAGCUUCUACAGACUGAUCGAAAGCUCGGAGUGGUUGCAGCAAUUACAGAAUCUGAUGCAGCUGGCAGGUGCGGUCAUUGAUCUUAUGGACAUGCAAGGUUCGUCAGUGGCCGUAUGCUUGGAGGAUGGUUGGGAUACUACGACUACCGUUUGCUCGGUGGCGCAGGUAUGCUUGGAUCCGCACUAUCGUACGAUCGACGGUUUCAGGGUCCUGAUCGAAAAGGAAUGGCUUGGAUUCGGACACAGAUUCGGCCACAGGAGCAAUCUCGCCGCGAACUCGCAAACUACAAAUUUCACACCCACGUUCCUACAGUUUCUCGAUAUAGUGCAUCAGAUACAGAAACAAUUUCCCCUGGCCUUCGAAUUCAACGAGUAUUACCUUAAAUUUCUGGCUUAUCAUUCGGUGUCUUGCCGUUUCCGUACGUUCCUGUUAGACUGCGAAUUCGAUCGGGUCGAGUGCGGUAUCACCGCGAUCGAAGAUAAAAGAGGUUCUCUGACAAGUCAUCACAAGGGCGUGGACACUGGUAGCGACGACGACACGAUCUAUCCUGGCGGUAGAUUAGCAGGAACUGGAAAUACUGGCUGCAAUCUCGGGCAGAGUAUAUUCGAUUACGUAGAGAAGCAACAUGCGAGAUGCCCACUCUUUUACAAUUUCAUGUAUACACCCAACACGGAGAAUCCUGUUCUGCGACCGGUCUCUCAUUUGCCGAGCCUCGAUAUCUGGCAGUUUUACUUGGAAGAGGAACUGGCGCAUGGUCCGGCGUACGAUCUCGAAGUUUUGCAGCAAGAUUCCCAACAGGAGGAAGAGGCCGAGGCUGCGGAUGGCGUAGUGAAGAGCAAUCGUAAAAUGGUCACUCAGGGAUACGAUGGAAUCACUACAAUGGUUCCCGAUCAAUUCUCGCAUCUCUUGGAGGAGAUUCACAAAUUGGAGACCGAACUGGGUCAUUUGCCGCAAAAGUGGAAAGUACUCUGGGAUAAACUCGAACUGCCGAAUACCGAUUCACUUGCCCGACACGCGUCGUUCAGUACGGCAUUAGUGCGAUACCACGGUCGAUUGAUUCACAAACGCUCCACCCUGGAAUUGCUGUUACGCGGCAAACUCGCUGGUGGAAACACUACCGGGAACGAGGGCUCCGUAUAUGCGCAUCCGCAUAGGUUUGAACGAUUGGAUUCCGCGACGCCGACUCAUUGCGAUGCGUGUUCCGGUGUGCUAUGGGGUCCUGUAAAGGCUGGAUUAAGAUGUAUCGAUUGCGGCCACGUGUGUCAUGACAAAUGCGCGGAUGCUGUGCCAAAGAAUUGCACAAAGUAUAAGGCUGUGACGGAUAAUCUCCAGACUCACACGCUUACAAGAAGCGGUGGCGAUAAUGGAAGCGUAAACUCAAGUGUAACAACUAUACAAACUAGCUCUCAACAAUAUUAUGAACAAUUUUCGAGCAACGUGGCGGAAAAUAGAACGCACGAAGGCUAUCUUUAUAAACGGGGAGCUCUAUUAAAGGGUUGGAAGCAAAGAUGGUUUGUACUGGAUUCUAUAAAACAUCAAUUGAGAUAUUAUGAUGCAGUGGAGGAUUCACAUUGUAAAGGAUAUAUAGAUUUGGCUGAGGUGGUGUCUGUUACUCCAGCUGCACCGAUGCCCGGACCACCAAAGAAAACGGAUGAUAAAUCCUUCUUUGAUCUUCGUACAAACAGACGGACGUAUAAUUUUUGCGCCGCCGACGCAACCACAGCACAAGAAUGGAUCGAGAAGGUUCAAGCGUGUUUGCAAUAAUGUCGCAGCGCGCUUGAUUAUAUUAGUACUAAUUAAUAAAAUUCUGGAUGUGACUGACAUAGAGGGUAAAAACACAAAUUUUAAUUUUGUUACAUAUAUACUUGUUACAUAGUCUAAUUUUUGUGUAUGCGUCAUAGACUGCAGUAAUCUUGCUUUAAGUAUUUUAAAACGCAAACUCUCGUUGGACUGAAAAAUAGUAUCAUAAAUUUCAAUGUGAUACAUCCAUAUCCUCGAUAUAGGAUUAGUAUAUGAAUAUAAUGUAUAUUGUAAUUAUGUCGCGUUAAAGUUUUUAUUAAUUCAGCUGGGAGAUGAAAGAUCUAUAAUGCCUGAAAUCUUUUUUUAUUUUGUUUAAUAUAUUUUCUAACGUUUAAAUUAU